AGACUAAUGAACUUAGUGAAAUCUGAAAUUACAUACGUGAAAUAUUCAACGUUGCAUCUGUAAGUGAAGUAGAACGUAUAUAAACGCAAAAAACCCAAGUAUUAGAAAUCUCCAGUUACGCUGAAAUUCCAUAUCACGGAAAAAACCAAUAUAAAGCAGCAAUAUGUCGAGUCAAAACCCAGCUGCGUCGAAAAAUACAACAAACAAGAAUGAGAAAACGGAUAAUGUAGUCGGUUAUGAUUGUAGUAGUGCAUCUGCUGUUGCAGCAAGCAGUGAGAGCAAGGAAAGUUCUCAAACAAAGGAAAUAUUAAAAAAUAUUGACAUAGAUGAUCAGAUUCAUGAAAUAGACUCGGGUUUUUUGUCGGGUCCUUUAAGUUCUAAUCUCGAAGAAGAAGAGAAACAAAGAGAAAAUACUACAAACAACUUAAGCAAGGCAAACAGUGCCGACAAAGCAGCAGCCAACUCUAGGAAGUCACCUCAAAAUUCUUAUCGUCAAGAAGAGGUUGAGAAAGAGCUUUAUGUUUUUGAUUCGGGUUGUAUUGAGGAAGAAGAAUACCAAGAGCCCAAAGAUCAGUCUAUUGGACAACAUAACACGCAAUCGCGGCAGCAAAAAAAUAGCACAGCCGUCGCUACCAAAAACACAACAUUACCAGAUACAGAAAUGAAACUUAAACACGAUUUGGAUGCUUACAUUUCUGAAAGAUUUUGUAAUCUUAGUUUACAUAAUGAACCAAUAAAUAACUUGAAUGCAUCGGGCAGAGUGGCAACGGUUGAACCCAUAGUAGCUACGGAAACAACGAAAACAGCAAAAUCUAAUCAAUUACCAGCAUGGGAACAAUACUAUCAACAAAAUGACGAGGGAGAUACCUAUCUUCACUUGGCAUGUUUAUCGGGUCAAGCAAAUAUAGUUUCCGCUCUAAUCCGUCUCGCUGUACACCCCUGCCUAUUAAACAUAAAAAAUGAUUAUGGCCAAACUCCGUUACAUCUAGCAGUGCUUACAAAUCAAAUAGGAAUUUUACGCAUGCUGUUACUCGCCGGUGCUGAGCCAAAUUUACGUGACUGUCAUGGAAAUACAGCAUUACAUCUUGCAUGCAUAUCUGGCGAUGAGGCAUGUGUUAGCGCUUUAACGUUGCCAUUUAGCGCUGCUGAAAUUAUGGAAACACAUCGAAAGUAUGGUUUCAGACCAAACAAUAAAUUGUCAAACAAUUUAGAGAUUAGAAAUUACGAUGGUGAAUUCUGUGUUCACUUAGCGGCCGAAGCGGGUCAUUUGAAAAUAUUAAGCAUUUUAGUUCACUGCGGCGCUGAUAUCAAUGCAAGAGAAGGAAAGGGCGGCUACACACCGUUGCACAUUUCCAUUGAAAAGGGUAAUGAAGAGAUUUUCAAUUUUCUACUAGAUCAAUGCAAACAGAAAUUAGAUUUGGAAACAACCACGUUUGGUCGUCUAACUGCAUAUCAAUUUGCGUGCAUUUUGAAGCGAUCGAAAAUGCAAAAUAUUUUAGAAAAGCAUGGCGUCGAACCGCUCACACCGCCAGACAGUGAAUAUGAAAGUAGUGAGGAUGAUUCCGAAUAAAUGCAAGCAUAAACCUUGCUUCUUCUCACAAAAAAGUUCUAUGUUUUAGUAGAACCAAUAGGAAAAAUUAUAACUAACAUCAUAUUUUUCAACAGCAUAUGUAAAUAUCCAUAUGUACACACUCAUUAUAGAAAAUAGAACUUUUACUAAUUUGAUAGCGUUAUUUCCUAGUCGAAUCAUUUGUACUUGUAAAUGCUGCUGACAAUCUAGCCAGUAGGACUUAUAACUAUUACAAGUUUUUAAAUACAUACAUACGUACAUAUUUUUGCGUUUGUCGAAGAGUUAAUUAUGUCAUUAAAACCAAUUUAAUCUG
Messenger RNA from Rhagoletis pomonella (apple maggot), 1883 nucleotides. RefSeq names its product NF-kappa-B inhibitor cactus-like. The record is from RefSeq and is a predicted model, not a curated record. NCBI's taxonomy places the organism in Eukaryota, Metazoa, Arthropoda, Insecta, Diptera, Tephritidae. Gene Ontology annotation, molecular function: protein binding. The coding region runs from base 164 to 1570 and encodes 468 amino acids. The transcript has 5 exons.